UUUAUUAUUAACAACAUUUGUAUCAGAUUCAACAAAGUGAUACCUAGCAAUAGGACGUGAUUAAUAUUUAUAGAAAAAUAAUUAAAAAUUAAGUGAAAAUAAAUAAAUAAUUUAUAUAAUUAUUAAAAUACAGUAUUGGUGUUUAUUAAAUAGUGCUUAAGAAAUUUUAAUAAUGGAUAAGUGUCAAUAUACAGAAGUUCCAAAUAUAACUGAAAAAGUUGUGGAAAUAAAGAAGAAAACUAACUGGAAACCCUUUUUCAAACAGUUGAUAAUAGCCAGCGGAGUAUGGACGUCAGUGUUCCUGUACGGGCUGUGCGUGGGCGCACCCACCAUGUUCAUCCCGCAGAUCCGACGCGAGGCGAACGAUACCAGCGUCAUCACUGACGACAUGGCUUCUUGGCUCAGUUCUGCGUACAGCUUUAGUGGAUUUCCCUUCGUCAUUAUCCUCUCCAUCAUCACCAAGUUCGUCGGCAGGAAGAUACCUUUCAUCAUUGCAGCCCUGGAUACACUGGCUGCCUUCAUCGUCCUGUUUUGUAGCACCACCAUCACGCAGUUAUUGAUCAGUGAAAUAAUGCAAGGAUUGUUCUCCGCUCUGAACACAACCGUUACUGUCAUGAUCCUAACAGAAUAUACCUCACCAAAGUAUAGAGGCAUAUUCCUAACAAUCAAAACAGCUACGUUCUACUGGGGUAUUUGGACCUCCAAUGCGAUUGGCACAUUUUUCCAUUGGAAGAAAAUCCCACUGUUCGGGAUAGUAUGUUCUUUGUACGCCUUGAUAAAUGUUAUGAUGUGGCCCGAGUCACCUGUCUGGUUAGCAAGCAGGGGGAAAUUCGAAGAGUGUGCAGCUGCACAUCGGUCUCUUAAGGGAUGUGAUGAAGACUCAGAGAAGGAAUUGGAAGCUUUGAUAGCGUCUGAAAGGGAAUACCUCGCUAGCUGUGAUACAAAUCUAUCUGCAAAAGGACAUAUCAUUCAAUUCUUUAAAACAAUCAAAUCUAAAGAAUUUUAUAAACCAGCCUUACUAUCUAAUUUUACCGGUUUUUUAGGAUUCUGCUCAGGUAAAUUAAUUUUUGCUGUGUAUGCUAUAGAUGUGCUAAAGAAAAUAACAAAAAGUGAAUCAACGGCGUACGUUGCUAUGUUAGUUAUAGAUGGCUUCACAGUAUUCAGUAUGUACUUAGGUUGUAUAUUAGCUAAACAUUUCAAUAGACGCAGUUUGUUGUUAGUCGCGUCUGCUAUUGGUGCUGGAUUUUUAUUUGUUUUAUCAUUAUAUCUAUUCUUGAUAACUAAGAAUGUAAUUGCGGAAAACAAAUACAUUACUAUAUCUCUGUUUGUAGCAUUCUCAAUAGCUGUAAGUUGUGGUCCUUUGACUAUGUGUAUGUCAGUUUUUGGAGAAUUGAUUCCGCUGAGAUCUAGGAAUUUAUCAAUUUGUUUUAUAGCUUUGUCUGGGAAACUCAGUAUUGGUAUUGCGUUAAAAAUAGCUCCUUGGGUGUUUAAGAACUUUGGUAUUGAAGGAGCAGCAUUUUCGUUUGGUGUCAUAUCGUCAAUAGUAAUAAUGUUUUUGUAUAAAUAUUUACCAGAAACGAAAGACAAAACAUUGCAACAAAUUGCAGAUAAUAUAAAUGGCUCCAAAACAAAGAAGGCAACAGCAAGUUUGCUUGACGUAUCGACUAAAUAAUAGGAUAUCGUUAUACUAGCUAGUAGUAAGUUCUAUAGAGCAACGAUGUUCGACGUUCAACGAUGUGUACGAUUGCUCAUUGCUACAUUAUCUGUGAAUCUACUCUU
This is a messenger RNA of Helicoverpa armigera (cotton bollworm), 1779 nucleotides long. Its product is annotated as facilitated trehalose transporter Tret1-2 homolog. Gene Ontology annotation, cellular component: membrane. The record is from RefSeq and is a predicted model, not a curated record. The transcript has 3 exons. Bases 173 to 1672 code for a protein of 499 amino acids. NCBI's taxonomy places the organism in Eukaryota, Metazoa, Arthropoda, Insecta, Lepidoptera, Noctuidae. Gene Ontology annotation, biological process: transmembrane transport. Gene Ontology annotation, molecular function: transmembrane transporter activity.